AUGGUAUAUAGCAACAAGCUCAUCUAUCAGGACUUGCCAUUGCCCACAGUCAGAGAGGAAAUAAAGAGCCACACACUCCGCUACAAGGAUAGACUUUCAAAUCAUCCAAACUCAUCUGUACAACAACUCAUGAUCAUGGAAGGCUUCCUAUUCAGCAGACUGCAAAGAGCUAGUGAUGGUUCCAUCGAGUUUGAGGAGUUUAUACGAGCGCUCUCGGUGACGUCAAGAGGGAAUCUCGACGAAAAGUUACAUUGGGCCUUCCGUCUCUACGACGUGGACAACGACGGCUACAUCACGCGGGAAGAAAUGUACAACAUAGUCGACGCGAUCUACCAGAUGGUGGGCCAGACGCCUCAGCCAGAAGACGAGAACACACCGCAGAAGCGCGUCGACAAGAUCUUUGACCAGAUGGACAAGAACCACGACGACCGCCUGACCCUGGAGGAGUUCCGUGAGGGCAGCAAAGCGGACCCACGCAUUGUGCAGGCACUGUCGCUUGGGGGCGAUUAAUCGACGGUCAUCCUCUCGCCGGAAUUCACUUUUACUUAGGCAACCACCGAUGCAACCACGCCGCGUGUCCGGUACAAUCAAUUAAGCAUUCUAAUCUUAUUCAAUUGAUUUAGCAACUUCAGGACAACAUUAAAUAUUACAUUCCUUUUGUUAACUGUUACUCUGUAUUAUGUUUUCCGCGGAAAAAAAUAAAACAAAGAGUUUCAAUUGUGUAGGAAGGUCCUACGAAUAAACAAGACAAUUAUACUCGUAGGUAUUAUGUGAUACUUACUUAUUUUUAUAAUACGCGGCGUGUAGCUGAUAUUUUAAAUUUAAGCUAUAUUUGCCAAUAUGAACAGUGGGCAUUGAGCGAGGCUUUUAUUAUUUUCCAAAUAUUUCAAAAUAUGCGUAUAUAAGUGUUACAAUAAGAUGUGCUUAAUAAAUGUUUACCAUUUCAGUGUUUUCACAAGUAAUUUGAUGAACACCGACUGCUACGGUGGUUUAUGCAACACAUUUAAUUUUGUUUAGCUUCUAUGCGACUGCCCGCGGAAAAGAACGUAAAAGAAUCGUGUAGCGUGUAACAAAAUUCAGCGUAAAUACGCGCAAAUGCGCGAGAUUAGUCUAUUGAUCUAGCGAGACAAGGCUACGGUAAUAAAUUGUGCUGGUGCCGAUUGGGCAGAGUGCCAACUGUGUUACUGCCUCAUCUCUGCUCCUAUUCCACGAACUAUCUAUCUGCGUAUAUACCUACUGACUUAUCGACAAUGCGAUGAAAAUAAUUCACAUUUAUGAAUCCACGAAAAUGCCUGAUCUGUCGACUCCGUUCCGCACGAACUAGAAGGGGUUUGAAAUUGACAAAACACUCGGCUAAUGUCGCUUAACUUCCGAAUCGACGAUUUUAUCGCAAUGAAAAAUGCUCACGCGUCCUGAAUAAGCAUUAUUUGGAAAUCAGACCCUAUUUCAUCGGAGCCGAGCCUCGAAUCGCAUGCGAUGUAAUCAUACUUAUUUAACGUUAAUCGGUCAAGAACUGUCAACCCUGAAUUUUGUCUACAUUCGUGGAGGUUUAUUGUAAAUAUAAUUUAUAAUUUAAUAUAAUCGUAUGAUAGGUUGAGUGUAUGGCUGACGGCGGAACUAAAUAGCGUAUCCCACCCUCGCCGUUUAUUUCGUGUUGGCAAAUUUUAUAUCUUGCUCCUUUUCAAGUUUUGAACACUGCUAUCGCUACCGGCUUUUUGUGUAUGAAAGAAAUAAGUAUGUAAUCGUAAGAGGGCGUUGAAGUAGGUACGGCGUAAAUUAGCAACAUUAUAGUAAGGAAAACUUAAAGUCUAGGUUGACGUAAAUCCAAAGUACCGCCUGCGACGAGUGGGCGUGCACUAGGUGUCUAUAGUGUUUUUACGCCUUCUUGGAAAUGCAAAUUUUAAUUUUGGAUCUAAACAGUUGAAUGCAAAUCCAAAUCCGUGCGAGAGAUGACUCCUGGCCCGUUGGCCAGUUUGUACAAACUUCGUCAAGUGCACUGCGACAAAUCUUUUAUACUUUCAUGUCAUAGUAGAUUUUCAUCCUAAAAUAUUUGAUGGGGUGUAGGAACACCUCACACUAAAUUUUCCAACUUAUCUAUACUUACUUAUACUCGUAUAAUUAUGUAAUAAUAAUGUACUCACAUGAGAACACAACAUUAUUCAAUAUCUUGACCCUAGUAUGUUACAAGAUCAUUAUCAUUUCUCUUCAUUAAGACUAUUAGUAGAUGCAAAUUAGCUCAUCCUUCACUAGUCACACAACUCAUUAGUUUCAAUGACUCACACUCAACACCUAAGAUUCAGAUAAAAAUCGUUAUUAUAAAUUUACUGUUAUUGUUGAAAGAUUGUUAGGUUUUUAAGAGUUGCGCCCCAUUAAAGUUAAAUUUGCAUUAAGACAAUAUUGAAUUUUUGGCAUUCUUACAGUUUUUUGGGUUUUUACAGCCCCCAGAGUUGUUGAAAAAUGUUCUAAUAAUUGUGUGCUAAGUGGCAUAGCCACAAUUAAAUCCUUUUAAUCGAAAUAAAUAAGUAACAAACGUUUUACAUUUUUAGACGCUACAUCGUGAAACGUAAAAUUUUUUGGAACUUAUGAAAUUGUAAUUUAAUUACUAAAUUAAGAAAGAGACGUUGAUGCAAAUAUACAUAUAUGAUUUUAUUUUGAUAAUAAAGUAGUGAUUGAAAAGCAAUUCGUUAGUGGUAUAACUAAAUGAUGUUGUCGUAUCACAAAAGUGUGCGAUUCAACUCGUAAUGUAAGAAAAUGUAAAUGCCAUGGCGAGACCCGCGCUGAGGCGAGCGCUGUGCGCUCCCUGAGCUCUCUCGUCAAGUUUUAAGAUAACAAUGUGACAAAUAAAUAUCUUUAAUUACAUAUUGUACUUUGUUCAUGACAAAUUUAUCCUUGUAUUAGAAUCGUAGUGUGAGACGUAGAUUGUGUACGGUAUCUUUCUAUAGCACGACUUCACGUUUCGACAGCCACCCCCGCCGCUGCCGCGCGCGGUCAGCACUUACGGAGAGCACUAUUCUUUAAUAGCGUCUUUGCCAAAUUUAGUGUACAAAUUACUCUUUGAAUACUUACUUGUAGGUUCUACAUCUCUUUCUCUCUCUCCAUCCUUCGGCGAAUUCUGAAAACAUAUAUUUUGGAGGACUUUUGGAUAUUUCCGUUAGCGACUCAACGUAAUGUAUUAGUCUUAAAAUUAAGAUAUCUACUAAUGAUAUAAGAAAUAUAACUACAGCUUUAUACAAUUGUUAUCCUUUGCUUAAAACUAAACUUUCUUAUGAUACUUAUAACGUAUUUCUAUACUGUGAACUAUUCGCUAUUUAUGAACCGAAUGUUUCGGCAAUGUUGCGACAGCGUUGGACGUUUGCGCGGGUUCGAGGACGUAGGCAAGUAUUGGUAGUUUGGAUCGCAAGUCAAUUUGUGUCUCUCGACAUUGUUUGUAGAGGUUAAGAUGCGUUUUUCAAACGAAAUAGAGUAGGGAAAUUGUCGCGGGCUGUGCAUUUGUCUAGAUUUAAGUAGCUAACCCUUCGCCUACAGCGUUUGAAUGAGUUCACGUUCAUCAUAAUAUGGUUGAAAUGUAAACAUUGCUUUUUAGAAAAUAUUUAAAGCUGCUUCGCAAGGUUUUUUUGUUUAACCUGAGUUGUUUAUUUACUUAAUCCUAAGUGUAUUUAAAAUGUGUAUCAGUACCGUAUCACCAUAAAAAUAAUUGUGUAAUCAUACCACUAUGCAAGUAUAGUAGCGGAUAAAUGUAUUUUAUUAAUGUGUACCAAUACGUAAAUAGAACUGCGUAGGUACAUAAUAAUACGUUGGUGUAUCUCUUCUGAUUGACAGUCUUCAAUGGCAUUGUUUACUAUCUUGAUGUUUAAAUAUUCACAAACAUAUUGCAUAAUUAAAUAGAAGUUCUUACAUAUAAUAAUGAUACCGCGCUUACCUACCUAAUUAUAUUCUGUAACUGAGCGCACACGUUAAAGUUUUGAUCGCGUGAGUUUUUGUAUCUACCUACAUAACAUAAAAUGUAAAGUACAUUGUGAUACAUGUAUCUCUAAUUAAAGAAGUCGCGUAUAAGUAAUAAUCUAAAAGCGUGUGCGGCCAGAUAGUUGGACUUGUUAUUAUUUUAUCCUAUCAUGCAUUUCAGUCUUUUUAUGUAAUUUUCCUCUUCAUUUCAUAAGUUUCUACUGACCUAGGUUUUAAUAUUAUUUUGCUUAACUUCUGCUUAAUUAUAUUAGGGUGGCGAACAAUUAGUAAACAGAACAAAUAAAACACGUAAAGAUAUUUAUCGAACAAAAUUAAUAAACCACACCAUUUGGGUUUGGCUAUAUCUUUCGUUAAAAUAAAAC
Messenger RNA from Ostrinia furnacalis (Asian corn borer), 4325 nucleotides. RefSeq names its product frequenin-1-like. Bases 1 to 510 code for a protein of 169 amino acids. The record is from RefSeq and is a predicted model, not a curated record. Lineage: Eukaryota; Metazoa; Arthropoda; Insecta; Lepidoptera; Crambidae. Gene Ontology annotation, molecular function: calcium ion binding; calcium sensitive guanylate cyclase activator activity. The transcript has 4 exons.